This is a messenger RNA of Caenorhabditis elegans, 541 nucleotides long. RefSeq lists its product as uncharacterized. Lineage: Eukaryota; Metazoa; Nematoda; Chromadorea; Rhabditida; Rhabditidae. The record is from RefSeq and is marked reviewed. Bases 1 to 504 code for a protein of 167 amino acids. The transcript is spliced from 3 exons.
AUGAACCAAAUUGUUAACACCGAUAAAACUGUAAAAAAGGAGCUGACAACUCGGUGGAAAAAGUUAUUAGUUUCGAAAAGAAAGGGAAAAUGGAGUCUCGGUGGCGAAAGGUUAUCAGUCAUCAUAAGAAGCAAGCUGUCAACAUUAUUCUUUGAAAACAGAUGUCGGUGUCGGCAAAGAAUUUUUUCUGAAAUUUCUCAUGGGUUCUAUACCAAUAAUCGAAUCAUUUUUCUUUUUAAGAAUGGGAUUGCAUAUUUUCUCAGAAUUCCAGAUUUUGUGAUGAAAGCGCUUUUGUUGAUUCUACUUGUGUCCAGCGUGGUAUGCGAUGCACCCAUGAAAUCUCCGAUGUGCUUGUGUGCUCCCGGCCAAAUUUGCACUAAGGGAACAUGCCAUGAUUACUUGAUUCCGAAUCGUGCGCGUCGAUCGACCGGAUGCGACAAAAGAUGUCCAAUCAAUACCUAUUGCGACAGCGGAAGUUGCAUGAGUUCCUCAUACUUUGGAUAAUUAUUUGUCUUUGCGAUAAAUUGUUCUUAUAUUUAAA